Messenger RNA from Coregonus clupeaformis (lake whitefish), 5618 nucleotides. Its product is annotated as protein TASOR. The record is from RefSeq and is a predicted model, not a curated record. Gene Ontology annotation, molecular function: chromatin binding. The transcript is spliced from 19 exons. Bases 227 to 4006 code for a protein of 1259 amino acids. Gene Ontology annotation, cellular component: nucleoplasm; heterochromatin. Gene Ontology annotation, biological process: negative regulation of gene expression, epigenetic; protein localization to heterochromatin. Lineage: Eukaryota; Metazoa; Chordata; Actinopteri; Salmoniformes; Salmonidae.
GCUAAAUGACUAAAAUGUCAAUAUAAAUUUAGCAAUCAUACCUUUAAUCUACCCGCAGACGGCGCCAAAACCCUUCGGAUAAAACCUUGAUCGUCUGAUCCAGCAUCGGCCCGUUGUGGAUGGAGGAGAGUCUGUGCGUCGAAUACAUCAGUGAAAGAGCAGGCCAGAUUUUUUGAGUGUCUGCCUUCAGAGUGUAUGGGAAAACAACACUCAGCCUCUAUCUAAAAUGGAGAGCCACAGUGGUGACAACAUCCCUGCAUCGAAAUACAGCUCAGUGAAAUAUUACACAACGUUACCCCCCGAAAGUACACUAAGUGAACAUGGCGGGCAUUCUUCCGAGCAAGCUGGUGGUACCGAGACGAGACCGAGAAGUGGAACUUCGACGCAAUAUAUUCCAAAAGCGGGGGACCACUUGAACUUUCAGAUACCGAGAAAGAACCAAGAAAAGAUAGCGUUGUUCCAGUAUGUGUCCUCAGAGUCCAGGGAGUUUGAGGACAUCUUGACUAUUCUGUAUUCCAGCUACAGAGAAGCCAGCUCCAACGGGACGUUCACGUACACCAAGCUAAGAAUCGUCCAUAGUGAACUGCUGGAGAAGAAUUUUGUAGAGAAAAGGAGGGAGCUGAAGCUGGAUGGGAGGACAGAGAAGGAGCUGGAGGAGACCCACUGUUUCCUGAUGGCUGACACCAUCAAGCUCCCAUGGAUCUGUGAGAAUGGCCUUCUUGUGGGGCACAGCUGGAUCACAGCUCUGGGUAAUCCAGCUAAGGGUGUUUAUUUGUCUAAAUACUCAGACUUACUGCAGGUCAAUCCUUUUAAUCCUGGAGUCAUGGGAGAGAUCAUCAUAUUCAAGGUCAUCAAGGGUAAAGUAAAGAGCAUCUAUGAAAACAUGUCUAAGAACCUUUUGGACCCCACGCCCAAGUUUGACAGCCAUUUAUCCAAGAAUGCCAGCAAAGUCACAUCUCUCACCUCCUAUAGAGCCUAUGAGCUUACUCAGCAAUACUUCUAUGAGUAUGACUUUGAUGAGCUGAAGGCUCGGCCGAGGCACGUGUGCCCCUAUGCAGUGGUCUCUUUCCAGUUCAAAGGCAAAGAUGCUCUGUUACAAGCCAAGCCCAUGGCUCCCCUAAGGUCAAACAGCCAAACAUCUGCAGGAAGUAAAGGCAGGAGUAAAUACACAGUGUGGAGUGGAGAGCUGGUGAAUGAGGGUAGAGCAGUGUCCCAGGUCUCCUUCUGCUCCUUCUCUCCCCCCUUCCUGCCUUUCAAACUGCCAGAGAAGCUGGAGCUGGGUUUGGUGAUGAGUAUGGACCAGGUAACUCAGAUGAUCCCCUCAGCUCUGUUCUCCUCGAACCUGUAUGCAGACAGCCACCAAGUGUUGAAGAGUGGGACACACUGCAGCCUGCUGGAGGUGGUGGAUAAGAGCAAGUCGGGAGACAGUCUGGCAGCACUGCUUCAAGGCCUGGAGACACAGAGACUGGUUCUUGUCCACAUGUUGGCUGACAAAGGGUUCCUGUUCCUCCUCUCUUCAGUUCAGAUGGCCACUCCAACUGAAAGAAGAGAUGGGUUGAAAAAGUGCCUUAAAGCACUAUUCGUUUUUCAAGAGUCCAGGGAUGUGGCAAAAUACAGUACAAUGUGUCCAGCUACUCAGGAGCCUUUGCAGACGUCCUCCCGUGACCCCGCCAUGCCCCAGCUGAACAGCUUUGUCCCGGCCCUGCAUCACGCCCUGGUCAAGGUGCGCUGCAACCCGCCCGCCGACCUCUCGGCCGGGGUCGAGCGCCAGGCCAGGGACUACCUCAGUGGACUCCACAAUGGAAAGCUCCGCCACAUCCCCAUGACUGAAUACGACGCCAAGCUGGAUGACCGGGGGAAGCUGUUCCCAGCUCCCAAACACCACAAACUCAACAUGGAGGGCUACCUGCGCUCCUACGUCUACAACCCCAACCUCUACACCAUGCCUGUGGUCCGAGCCAAGGAGAUGGUAGAGAGUUACGGCACUGUGCCUGAUGACAACAGCCCUGUAAUGGACUGGGAGGGUAGUGGAGCCAGCGGUGACAAGCCAGUGGUAGGGUCGGAGGUAAAGACUUACGGUGCCACUGCUGCCCAGCCCCCGGUGGUCCAGGUCAACCACUCUCCCUGUCAAUCUCCCACUGUCGCCAACCCUCAGAAGGUGAAGGAGCUGAUUAACCUGAUACUGUGUCGGAGGAACGCAGAGGGGGACGUCCAGAAGAAGGGAGUGGCGCAGGGAGGACGAAAGCAGGGGGCAGGAGGGUUGGACCCCCGAGGACUGAAGAGGAAGCUGGAAAGGGAGACUGCAGAGAGGACUCUGAACUACCUGAAGAAGGCCUCACAGGAGAGGGGCGGAAGGGACAGCAGAACAGCAGCAGCUGCUGAAGAGGGCCAGAGCCCUUCUUGUCUGUCCUCUGUGAUGCUGCCGAGUGUUGGUCUGAGAGACGUGGACCUGAGGAGAGACCGCUCGGAGGCUGCUGUCAAGUUAUUAAAUAUGUUAACCAGCCUGAGUAACGCAGCAAAACAAGGGAGCUCUGAGGGGAGAGGAGGAGGGUCAAGAGAGGGGACGGAGCAGACUAAAGUUCUGCUGUUUGAUAGGAUGAUCAAGCUGGGCCUGCCACCCAAUCAGGACAUUGACCUGAGGAAACGACCUUGUAGGGGCCUGCAGGACAAGGCUGACUACUUGGAGACAGCAGGCAGCGUGAGCAGUCUGGAGGGCUUCAGCCCCAGUUCCAAUGGUGAAACGCCCAGAAGAUCACAGUCCCAAUAUCAGGGGGAAGAACAGAUACCAUGGGUCCUCAUCCCCAUCACAGGGCUGAAGUCAAAGAAGUACUGCCAGAGAGAGGAGGACAUCCCUCAGGACCCACGCUUGGUUCCCCAGAUCCCCAUGGCAAACAGCAGCCACCCCCCCUGUGUCCCGGAACGACGGGAAAGAAGCAUCAACCCUUUGUUAGAGGAGCUCCCACAGCAUAGCUUCAGUCCUCCCCUAGAGGAGUCAGAAGAGCACAGCCCCUACCCAAGCCCCUGCUCCAACCCCGGUCCCAUGGAGGAUGAUGAGCAAUUAGCUGAAAACCCCUGUGACCCCACAGAAAUAUGCGACAACCAUAAGACGAGCACAGACAAGAAGACGAGCACAAACCAGAGCUUCCUUCAAAUCCCUGUUGCUCCAGAGAGCGCCAGGCUACUAGAGAAGUGCCGCAGCCCCUUACCUGAGUCAAAGCCAGCUGGAGAACCAACCCCUACUAUCCUUAGCCCUGUGGAGGCUGGGCAGGAACAGGCUGAAGGCAGCACAGGAAACGUUAUAUCUGGCGUGGUUGCUGAAGAUCCAAGCACAAUGGAUGUUGGACAAGAGGAGGAGGGGGAGGAAGGAGAAGUAGAGGAGGAAGCAAAAGAGCUGGAGGAGAUGGACGAUGUGAUUGAAGUGGUAGAUGAGGAGGAGGAAACGGAAGAUGAGGUGGAGGAAGAAAAGGUGGAGAAGGAGACCAUUAUAAAGCAGACAGAAGAGGUGUCACCACCCUCUCCUGACCUCAGUUCUCCUGAGCAGACUCCUGUCCAAAAUCCUCCUCCCGUCCAGAGGCCCGUGCUGAGCAGAGUGGACUGUGUCCUGGACCAGCAGUUCAGCGACUUCUCUACAGAGAUGCAGAUCCUCCUGCUCAGAGAGAGUGUCCACUACAGCUCCCUCCUGAUCCCGAGCCAGAGUCUUCCAGGCCAGUCCCCCAUCCUGCCCUUCUCUGAGUACGUCUCCUUCUACAACUCGUCCCCUCCUAUGCAGGCCUACGUCAGCUCCCUGAGAGACCGCAUGGGCACCGUCAUAGACACACAAGAGCAAUGGAUUCCUAGCAUGGUGGCCACUGACCCUCCCCUGGUCUUAUCUAACAAUAACCACCACCAUGCUAACCACGUUCAUAUAACUACAUACAACGGGAACCCUUCUUCUCGUGGCCCUGUUUCUCACUCUGUCCCAAGCCCUCACCCUCCUUCCUUCCCUGUCUGCCCCUGGUCCUGCUAGUUUAAACUCUUACAGUUCUCUACCUGUGUCUCAUUCGGUCCGCAACCGCCACUCUCUUGCCCCUCCUUCUGGCCCUGGCCUUAACUUUGCUAGUUCAAACACUUACAGCUCUUUAGCAGUUUAUCAGUUUCCCUCAGCUGUGUCUCAGUUUAAUAGUAAUAAUAAGAAUAAUGUUACCACUCCCCUCUACAACAACCCACCCCAGACAGGGCUACCUAUAUCUCAGCUGAGCUCCAGUCUAGCGCCCCUCCACAUCCAACCACUGGCACUGGACAACUAGUGGACAACAACAACAACACAAACAACAACACAGAACCCUGACUCAGACUGUCGAGAGCAACUGGGAACAUGUAAGCCAAGUCCUAUGUCAAAAGCAAAUAAGUGGACAACCACAACAAAGAACACUGACUUAGAUACUCGAGGGCUACAAGGAAAGUUCAAGCCACAAACGAGUGCAAUGUUUCAAUCAAAAGACGAUGUCAUAAUUGUUGAUCCUCCGGUUUCAGCAGCCACCAUGGAGGCUCCACCUCCUCUCACUCAGAUGAUUGGGGUGGGAGGGCCUGUCCCAGGCUCAGGGCCAGCUCCGCCUGCAGUCAUCAGUAGGCUGAUCAGCCCGCUGAAGCCUGAGCUGUUCAGUAACGUUGUGGAGAUUAUAAAAGAUGUCCAGAAGAACUCAAUUCUACAUUCUACAACUCAAUUCUACAUCCACACCCAGGAGGGGGAAAGGGAGGUCUCCCACCAUAUCAAGGAGUACCUCCAGAGGUUGGGGAACGUAGAACACAGUCCUGAGAGGUUCUUGGAAAGAGAGAACCGGAUGGAAAAACGAAUGGUUCUCAUGCAGAUCAUGGAAAUCGCAGCUCACGUUCAUAAGCUGAAAGACGACGUCCAGAGCGUACCCACGAUGUUGGACAAUGAUUGAAGUCAAUAAUGAGAUGAUGUGCAAAUACUUUUCAGACAACGUUUCUUUUCUGGGCUGGGUUUUAUUUGAAUGUUGCUAUCCACCAGCAUGGCAUUAUUUAUUAAUCAGAAACACCUGCAAAUGUUCUUCCUCUUUACGAGUCGUGACUGAGGUGAGCCAAACAGACUUUGGACAUCCACUUUGGGUGCCUGAGCCAUGGAGCAAAUUUUAAAAUAGGGGGUACAAACGUAUGUUUUUGCACCUACACAUUUUUACCAGAUAAUUAUCAUAAUCCACUGAAUAAUUUGUUAAUUGUCUUUAAUUUAUUUUUUGGACCAGUUUUUUAUUUGCUUUGUCAUUUUUUGGGUUGGGGGAGUUACAGGUACAAUAUUCAUGUCGCUUUACACAGUUUAUACCACAUGUACCCGUAGGUUGCCACAAUUAUUUUUUAUUUUAGACAUACAGAGAAAUGUUCAUAUUGAUCACACAGGAUUUUGUAAUAAUAAAAUUGGUAUGUAAAGAAAAGAGAAACAAAGAGAGGUGGGCCUACACCCCCAACUCCCCACAACCCGGAAACCAUGAAUUCCACCCCUUCCCACCCCACAUAGCAACACAUGUAUUCCACCCCUCCCGUCGACCAGAGAAAACCCUCCCCAUACCAUCCCUUCUCUGUGGGCCUGAAAGCAAAGAAAUUAAAACGAAAAUGAAAAUAGG